AUGACAUACACAGACGAACCCCCCCAAUCCUACGAAGCAACCCAUGUCCAUGCUGUUUACGAAGAAAUCGCCGAACACUUUUCUUCGACACGGUAUAAGCCCUGGCCGAUUGUAGAUCGGUUCCUACGCGAACAGCGCGAUGGGGCGAUUGGGGCGGAUGUAGGGUGUGGUAAUGGCAAGUAUCUGGGUGUGAAUGAUAAAGUGUGGAUUGUGGGGAGCGAUCGAUCUACGAAUUUGGUCAAGAUUGCCAGACGGCAUGAACCACACGAUGUAGUCGUGGCGGAUAACCUUGCUCUCCCGCAUCCAGAGGGCAUUUUCGACUUUGCCAUAUCCAUUGCCGUUGUGCAUCACUUGUCUACGCCAGAGCGGAGAAUAGAGGCUGUCAAGAGUGUUUUGGAUCUCCUGCAACCGCCGUCGACAUCAGGUCACGAGGAAUCUAGCCAUGGAAAUGGAACUGCUGACAUGAGCACAACCGGAGGAAAGGCACUCAUCUACGUAUGGGCACUUGAGCAGAAAGACAGCCGGCGCGGUUGGGACGAAGGCCACGAGCAGGAUGUCAUGGUACCAUGGGUGCUGAAGCAGAAGAAGGAGAAGGACGCAAAGCGGAAAAAGAACAAGGACAAUGUGAUGCAAGAGAACGGGAGCGAAGAGAAGGGGAAGACGGCCGAAGGAGACAAGACAUUUUUGAGGUAUUAUCAUUUAUAUCGCAAAGGCGAGCUUGAGAGCGAUAUUGAGCAGGCGGGCGGAGUUGUGCUCGAGUCGGGAUACGAAAAGGACAACUGGUGGGCCAUUGCGCGACGCAGGUGA
Bipolaris zeicola 26-R-13 is the source of this 807-nucleotide messenger RNA. RefSeq lists its product as uncharacterized. Bases 1 to 807 code for a protein of 268 amino acids. Gene Ontology annotation, biological process: tRNA wobble uridine modification. The record is from RefSeq and is a predicted model, not a curated record. Gene Ontology annotation, cellular component: cytoplasm; nucleus. Gene Ontology annotation, molecular function: tRNA binding; S-adenosylmethionine-dependent methyltransferase activity. NCBI's taxonomy places the organism in Eukaryota, Fungi, Ascomycota, Dothideomycetes, Pleosporales, Pleosporaceae. The transcript has 3 exons.